This is a messenger RNA of Aphanomyces invadans, 2299 nucleotides long. RefSeq lists its product as hypothetical. The record is from RefSeq and is a predicted model, not a curated record. The transcript is spliced from 10 exons. Lineage: Eukaryota; Oomycota; Saprolegniomycetes; Saprolegniales; Verrucalvaceae. Bases 1 to 2244 code for a protein of 747 amino acids.
AUGGCGCGCAUGUGUCGAGCAUCGACGGCGAUAUCGCGGCGUGCGUCGAACAGGCAUUGUACAUUGCAUCUCAAACCGAGGCAGUCGCCCACAAUUGAUACUCGAUUUCGCACGAUUUUUCGGUCAAUUUUAACAUUUUUCGGGACAAAAUGCCCGCGAGAAAUUGAAAAAGUUGGAACCACGAAGAACGAGAUGAGCUCCGACCAGACAGCGGUGAUCCGCGGAUGCAUCAAGCACAAGCUCCUUUCAUCCGGAGGGAACAAGCUGUACGUGAGCUACUACCGGCAAAAGGUGUAUGCCGACGUCCAUGAGAAUGGAUCGAUGCAAUUCCAAGGUAAGGUAUACACGAACGCGACGGCAUUGGCGCUUGCUAUGAAGCGAACGCUGAACCCGUCGAUCAAGACCGAACCGGGAUGGAUUUCGUUGUUCGCGACCGACUCGAACACAUGUCUGAAAGACAUUCGAGAACAAUGGAUCGAGAAGAUCACGCCGCCGCCUCCCACGUCGUACGCAACCGCGUCAUCCCUAGUUGGCUCCGCGUCGUCGUCGUAUACGAAAUCGCCCGCAAUCCGUCCCAAGCCACUGGUGCAGCAACCCGGUGCCGCUCCAUCGACGUCGAGUUCGACAGACAUAUGCCAAGCAUGCAAGCGCGAUCGCGGGUCCCUCCACGUCACGUGCGAUGCAUGCCACAAGAGCUUCCACCACGCAUGCCUUCCCAUGAUGUCCCUGAAUCCGUCGACUACGCCUUGGUACUGCGACGGCUGCAUUCAACAGCACUGCGCGAUCAUUCUUAAAUUUCUCUACGACUUGCGCCACGUGGCCAAGCAUUGUGACGCCCCGUUCCCUGCAACGCCUGUGCCCGCAGCGACUCUCCCAGAUCGAGAGGCGGCCGUUUGUGACGCCACGGCGAGCGUAGAAGUUGAAUCUGCUGUAGUUGCAGACGGCGCCGCCACCGUCGCGCAGCCCCGCCCGACGCUGCUCGCCCACAUCAACCACUUAAUUGACCAACUGGAGUCGCCCGCGACGCGCAUGAACGUGCUGGCCAACAGCACGGGCGAGCUGCUCGUGCACUUGAGCAACUUGGACAUUGCCGCGGGCCUUCGGACGUUGGACGAGAACCUGGCGGCGAUCGCGACGGCAUGUUCGCGAGAGAACGAGCCGAUCGAGGACUCGAUCGUGUCGCCGGGCGUCGACGGCAUCCUGAAAGUGCUCAACUUGCGCCAUGGCAUCCUGUCGGCGAAGUUUCACGCCAAGCGGACGACGGCGGCGCUCGCGACGUUGUCCGAGAAACGCAAACGGGCUUUCGUCAAGACCCAAGCCAAGCUCGACGAAGGCUUUCAGAAGGAGCUAAAGGUGUUUAACGACUGGGCUGGCCGCGUGCAGGACGCAACGGAUGACGUCGAGAAGCAGCAUGUCCACAUCACCCACAUGAAUGCGCUCAUCGACAACUCUGUUCGCCACCGCAAGACCCUUCGUGCGGCCAGUUUGAAGCACCGAUUCAUUCCCGCGUAUCGCACCGCGACACAAGAUUUGUCGACGAGCAGCGACCACUUGCUCGUGACGAUUGUCGCGGACAAGCUCCAGGGCCUGGCAGCCUCCUUGAACGAAUGGGAGUCGAUUCAAGAGCACUUUGAACGUGUGCAGGCGACUUUGAUGCAUGAAAAGACCCAUGGCAUGUCGACGAAACACGUCUCGACGACCGAAGCGGCCGACGCCACCGAGCCACCGCUGAAACGUGUCAAGGUCGCGAUGGACCUGCCCCGGCCGCCAUCGCUCAAGCUCUUGGACCGGCAAUUGAAUCAAGUGACGAAAACCCUGGCGUCGUUGCAGAGCCAACGAACCAUGGCGCUCAAGACCUUGACCACGUUCCAGAAUUCGUUUGCACAUCGUAUUCGGCCUCCGUUGUCUGCCGAGUGGAAGGCGCUGAUGCACACCAUGGACGUGAUGGUGCGCAAGUGCCAGCCAGUGCACGCCACACCCUCCUCGACGAGUCUUGUCGGCGAUGCCCCACGCCAAGUAGCGGCCGUCGUGCGUGCACCGAGGAUCGUGGCCAAAGUGGACGGCUCGGAACACGUUGAACGGGACGUUGUCGACGACGAUGUGGAGCGCAAGGAGCAAGACGAGGAGGAUGGGCCGGAAGUGGUGUCGCUCGACGAAGACGAUGACGAACCGAAUGGCGCUGUCCGGUGCACACCUGAAGUGUACGAAGUCGAUGACGAAGACGAAGGCGAGUUGCAAGGGUAAUGGCUCGUGUGCAUACGUCGUGAUGGAAAGAUUGAAAAUCUCGAUGCAUUUUGUG